ACGACGUGGUACACAUUAGAUCUAUAAAACAGUCGAGGCAUCUAAGUAUUACUUCCAGAUAUCGUUCUGAGUUCAGCGAGUUCUAAACCGGCUGUUAUUUCGGUCAACUGUUUGUAACUACGGAAGUGUUUGGAAAAUGAAACUGUUUUUGUUAGUAUGCGCAUAUUGCGCAAUAUCUUGUUCGGCAUCAGAUUUUGUGGACGAUCCAGAAGUACAACUACCAUCGUAUAUGCGCAUUUGCAAUCGCGACGACCCUGAACUUGGACAGUGUAUUAAGGAGUCCCUGCAACGGUUACUUCCGGAGUUGCAUACCGGAAUUCCGUCAAUUGAUUUCCCUGCCAUCGAUCCCUUCAGUCGGGAUAGCAGCUACUUUGAGUACAAUAAUCAGCAAAUGCAUGGUUCCAUUCACAUUAAAAAUGCCAAAACCUUCGGCAUGAGUAAGGCUCAAAUUCGAAAUGUUCGUGCCUUUGCCGAUGAUGACUCCUUCCGAAUGGAGGUAGACGUUAGUUUUCCAAAAUUAAUCACUGAAGGCAAAUUCAAGGGGGAAGGACGCUUCAACUCAAUUAAGGUUGCAUCAAAGGGAUACUUCAAUGUUACAACCACGGACGUUUCUACAACAUGGAAAAUUUCCGGCCGAACUGUUGACAGAAACGGCGAGCAGUACAUGCUGAUAGAUAAAUUUGAUAUGAGCCCUGAAGUGGGAGAUAUGAAGAUCUACGCCACGGGAUUGUUCCCAGAUCCAGGACUAAACCAAGUAGCUCUUGAUUUUGUUAACCAGUAUUGGCCGUCACUUUACAAAGAAAUGCUACCCGAAACGCGUCGAUCUUGGGAACCGAUCAUGCUGGACGUAAUCAACAAGAUGUUCAACCGAGUCCCCUACCGGCGGAUCUUGCCGAAAACGGAAUCACUGUAACAUGGUUAUUGUAUACUGACGUGCUAUAUAAAAACGGCGUGAAUAAAGUCGAAGUUGAUAUUUUGAUGUGGA
This is a messenger RNA of Topomyia yanbarensis, 985 nucleotides long. Its product is annotated as putative beta-carotene-binding protein. The transcript is spliced from 5 exons. Bases 137 to 913 code for a protein of 258 amino acids. NCBI's taxonomy places the organism in Eukaryota, Metazoa, Arthropoda, Insecta, Diptera, Culicidae. The record is from RefSeq and is a predicted model, not a curated record.